Camellia sinensis is the source of this 1067-nucleotide messenger RNA. RefSeq names its product bidirectional sugar transporter SWEET15. The record is from RefSeq and is a predicted model, not a curated record. Lineage: Eukaryota; Viridiplantae; Streptophyta; Magnoliopsida; Ericales; Theaceae. Gene Ontology annotation, molecular function: sugar transmembrane transporter activity. Gene Ontology annotation, cellular component: membrane. Gene Ontology annotation, biological process: carbohydrate transport.
AUGGAAAUAUUUGGUGUUCACCACCCACUGGUGUUUACAUUUGGUAUCUUGGGUAACAUUGUUUCAAUCUUUGUGUACCUUGCUCCAUUGCCAACAUUUAUCGAAAUAUGUAGAAAAAAAUCAACUUUAGGGUUUCAAUCCCUACCAUAUGUGGUAGCUCUAUUCAGUGCCACGCUUUGGAUGUACUAUGCAUUACUCAAACCAGAUGCAAUCCCUCUCAUCUCGAUUAACUCAUUUGGAUGCAUCGUAGAGACAAUUUACAUCAUCAUUUUCCUUGCUUAUGCAUCCAAAAAGGCUAAGAACGACACAGCCAAGCUACUUGCUUCUAUGAAUGUGGGACUCUUCUCUGUGAUCCUUCUCAUUACACAACUUCUAAUUAAAGAGUCAUUUCGCGUCUCUGUCAUUGGAUGGAUUUGUGUAGCCAUUUCUGUGAUCGUUUUUGCAGCACCUCUAAGCAUUGUGUUUCAUGUUGUCAAAACUCGGAGUGUUGAGUUCAUGCCAUUUACUUUAUCGUUCUUCCUUACAUUAAGUGCAAUUAUGUGGUUCGGUUAUGGCCUACUAAAAAAGGACUGGUGUAUUGCGCUCCCAAACAUAUUUGGUUUCUUAUUGGGGCUGCUUCAAAUGCUUCUAUAUGGAAUAUAUAGAAAUGCUAAGGAAGUUGUGAAGGAGAUAAAAUUGCCGGAACACAUUAUCAGCAUUGUGAUGUUGGGAACCUCUGAGGUACAUCCUGUAGAUGCUCAAAUGCCUAGUGAUGAUGAUAACGAUGGGGAAGAAGGUGAGAAGCAUGAUCAAACAGAUCAUAACCAUGAGAAAAGUGUGGAUUUAGCCACGCAUGAACGCAGCCAACCAAAUAUGCAGCUUGAUUCGUCAGUGCUUGUCAUGUGUGCAGCUUGAUUUGCAUUUUUCAUGCACUCGGCUCCAUUUACAUGAUAUUACAUUCUCUCUCGUCUCUCUCUGGUAUAUCUAAUCUUCACUUGUAACUCCUAAGGUGUGUUGUAACGCCAAUCAAUGUUAUUUUUUUCCUUUUUUUUCUUUAUGGCAAUCAAUGGUUUAUUCUUCAAAAUCUA